Molecule: messenger RNA, 3502 nt
Organism: Mugil cephalus (flathead mullet)
Lineage: Eukaryota; Metazoa; Chordata; Actinopteri; Mugiliformes; Mugilidae
Gene: stra6
Product: signaling receptor and transporter of retinol STRA6
Exons: 18
Coding region: 559-2547 (662 amino acids)
Biological process (GO): vitamin A import into cell
Cellular component (GO): plasma membrane
Molecular function (GO): signaling receptor activity; retinol transmembrane transporter activity
Source: RefSeq, a predicted model, not a curated record
UCAAAGUUCCAACUUCACACUCCAGGAGGCGUCCAGAAAAAGUUGCACUUGGGAUUGAUUUUUUUUUCUUUUUCUUAUUCUUCUUCUUUUUGUUCUUUGUAAUUAUUAAACUUGGGCCAGUAUAUGUUGAAAAGUCAUGAAGCCUCAUUUGGCCACUUGAAGAUCUCCAAACUAAGAGACAGGCAGAACAACAUCAACACAAGGCUCCCGGUGUGGUGGCAACUCUCAGCUGAAAUAGGGCCUUUGCAGGGUGGAGGCAGCACGCUGCAGCCAGGACCUGUCACAUUACUCUCAGCUCCGCAGAGGGACCAGGGCACCUGAAGAGGAGCUGCAAGGGAAGGUAGCAGAGUGUGAGUGAGGGUAGACCAAACACAGGGCGACAAGGACACCUCCGCAGCAGCAGCAGACUUCAACGUGGGACCCGGGAGACACGUUUUCUCCUUGAGACAAACGGGAUCGCAGCUCUGUGUCGCUAGAGCUUGUCGUUGAAAGUCCUCCAACUCUUUGUAAGGCGUGGGAUCUCUUUGAAAACAAAACAAACAAACAAAAAAGAGCACAAUGGAUAGGGAUGCUCUGCUGGACUAUGAGUACCCGGACCUGGAUCCUCUGCCAACCAAAAUUGAAGUAGAAAUAAUCCCACCAUGUGACCCUACUGCAGAUGACAUGCUCUAUCAUAUAUGCAUCACUGCGAUAUCUGUUGUUGUCAUGCUGAUCCUAGCGGUCUUAGCCAGGCGCAUGAAGGUGGGCGACAGACAGAAAGGACUCCUAGGUUUACUCAGUCCAGUCAACUUCCUGGACCAUACACAGCACAAGGGCCUGGCAGUGGCUGUGUUUGGAGUGCUCCUGUGCAAACUGUGGGGUCUGAUCAUCUCACCAAACCCCCUCCCUUUCACAACAGACCCCGGGAAUAAACAGAACUGGGUGAUUUUGGGAGUCUUCUACUACCCCGCACUAUACUACCCUCUCCUGGCAUGUGGUACUUUACAUAAUAAAGUUGGCUACGUGCUGGGUAGCCUCUUGUCCUGGACACACUUUGGUGUUCUGGUGUGGCAGAAAAUUGACUGUCCCAAAACUCCUCUGAUACACAAAUACUACUCCCUGUUCUCCAGCCUGCCACAGAUUGCUUGCUUGGCAUUCCUCAGUUUCCAGUAUCCCCUUCUCCUAUUCAAGGGCUUAAAGGGCACUGAGAAGAACAAUGCCACAGAGGAUCUCAGCAGCAGCUACUACAGAGACUAUGUGAAGAAAAUGCUCAGUAAGAAGAAGCCCAGCAAAAUCGGCACAUCAAGUACAGAGAAGCCCAAACUCCCUCAAAGAGUCGUUGAUGCUGUGAAGUCAUACAUUUAUACACCGGAGGAUGCUUUCCGUUUUCCCCUGAAGCUGGCCAUAUCUGGUGUGGUGUCUUUUAUAACCUUGUAUCAGGUUGGUCUUCUCCUGAUCUCAGCGGUGGUGCCGACACUCCAGAUCGCCCGCUUGGGAGUUGAUGAGGACAUUGCAAACGUUUUAGCUGGCUUCAAAAUUAUGCUGUCUCCAGACAAACACGAAGUGGUCCGGAUAGUGGUUCAUUACAUGUGGUGUGUAGAAGUGUGCUAUAUCUCCGCGAUGACUCUGUCGGCUUUGGUCAACCUGGCUAUGCUCAUGCGGUCUAUGGUUCUGCAUCGGUCAAAUCUGAAGGGGCUGUACAGAGGAGAUAUCUAUAAUGUUUACAACUGCCAGAGAAGUAUCAGGGCUUCUCGGCCAGCGCUGGUCUGCUGGAUGGGAUACACCAGCUUCACUGCAGCUCACAUCUUCUUCGGCAUGAUGAUCCAGACCGUGGUGUUCUUCCUCUGCCUUCUGGUCGCUGUCUUCCUCAUAAUCAUGCCUGUCCUGCACGGACAGAAUCUGAUCCUUUUUCAGGUCCUGUGGAGCAUGUGGCCCUUCUGGCUGAUGAUUCUCUUGGCUGUGUUGAUUCAGCACAUCACCGCCAGGUUUUGCUUUAUCAAGAAAACAGCAGGCACGCGAGACCUAGACAACAGGGGUAAUCUGUUCCUGCUCACGUACCUGCUGUUUCCAGUCAACGUCCUGAUCGGGGUGCUCCUGGCAGUCUGGCGCCUGAUCAUCACAGCCCUGUUCAACAUUGUUCACAUGGGACGCAUGGACAUCAGUCUUCUUAACCGCAACGUGGAAGCGUUUGACCCAGCCUACCGCUGCUAUGCUCAUUAUCUGAAGAUUGAGGUGAGCCAAUCUCACCCCGUGAUGAAGGCCUUCUGUGGGCUGCUGCUACAGACCGUGGGCCAGGAGGGCAAAGCCGCACAGAGGUCACGCGACGCCGAAGAGGGGAUCCAGCUGGUCCAGCAGGAGAAGAAGCAGCACAAAGUGUCCAGCAUCAAGAGAGCCCGCGGCCACUGGCAGCUCCUGUACACACUGGUCAACAACCCCUCCCUGGUGGGCACCAGGAAGCACUUCCAGCGUCAGACCUCACAGAGCUUUCUGAACGGUAGCCUCAACCGCAGCACCAAGGAGGAGAGCAAAAAGGAGGCGACGACCAAGGAGGGCGCUGCCGGCAACUGAACAUGAAUGUGACCCUGAUCGCACGUUGGCUGCAGAGUCUCCUUUGGUUUUGGUCAAAUAAUUUUUGUCACAGGUUUUGUCCAGACCUGCUAUAUGCACCUUGCAUUUGGUGAAAUAAGUGCAUUAUAGCCCAGUGCCUCAGUGAGAGAUUUUCAUCAGGCCUUCCCUGUUUGCCUGAAGGCUGUGACUCCUCUCCUCUGCGCUCUUAGUGUUCUUCUACAUGGGGGACUUCAGUCUCCAGCCUGAUAGGAAAUCUUGUGUGGCUCUGAGUACUCCUCGAAACACACUCAUUAAAAACAUAAUUCUCAACAUCAUUUAUGUGCUUAUUUUGGGAUAGAACUCAUUUGAACUACAUUUCGACCUUUAGGUUAAUCACACGUUUGUAUAAUAUGAGUACAAUAUAAAUAUAAUAAUGUAAAGUGAAGGCAAUGCAAAUUUAUAGUUGCCCAAACUAAACACAUGGCUGUACCACCCACUCACACACCUUUUAAAAGAAGGUACUUAUAUGUAAAGAGAGAGAACAUUUGACUAUUUAUGGAUUUCAAAAUUCUACUUUUUUCAUAGGUUGGGCUAUAAAAGAAAUUAACACGUGGAAUAGGAAUUGUAAGAGAAAAAUUAAACUAUGCAUUUUCUGUUUCAUUUGUAGACCUUCGUGUCCAAAACCACUUGCUGCUAUCAGCAUUUUCUAUUGUGUCCGAAUCGUUUCUUCUCCUGUUCACCCGUCGUUUGUGCCUGAAUUUAUACUGAAGACGCUGACUGUGAACGUGAAAAUAUUAACAAUUACUCCUCUGAUCACUGUGAAAAUAAAAGUAAAACAGAAGUUCUUGUUGUGUCAUAGUUAAUUUAACAUGGUCCUAUCGCACAGGCUGAUCUUUUCUUUUUUGUUGUUGUUGUUGUUGUUGUUGUUGUAGUUGUUGGAUUGAAAGAACUGAAGUAAACAGGAAAUACAAACAAA